This is a messenger RNA of Hypomesus transpacificus, 2355 nucleotides long. RefSeq names its product sodium/potassium transporting ATPase interacting 2 (gene nkain2). Lineage: Eukaryota; Metazoa; Chordata; Actinopteri; Osmeriformes; Osmeridae. The coding region runs from base 1027 to 1653 and encodes 208 amino acids. The record is from RefSeq and is a predicted model, not a curated record. The transcript has 7 exons. Gene Ontology annotation, biological process: regulation of sodium ion transport.
UGCGGCUCAUUCAAUCUGGAGCGUCAGAUGGUGGGGCUGGCGACAGCGCAAGGUGCACCGCGUCGUUCUAUUGUCCCCGUUUUUACCGGAUUGUCUCGGCCACCGACCACAGGCUGUCAACGAUACAGUAACCAACUGAACCAGCACUUAAAUCAUGGUAAACCUUUUUUUUCCUAUAAGUUAAUAAAUGGGAUUGAAACGGGAGGACGCAGGGAACUGAAGAUACCCUGUUCAGCUUCAACGCUUUCUGACCAGAACGGAUACAAUUCAACUGAUAUAAUCUGCUGCACUCGUCUUUUUAAGACUAAAAUUAACAUCUAAAAUAAGGAUACUUCAUCCUCGGAUGGUUUAUAUCCCACAUAUUAUUUUUGAGUUGUCUUCAAGGCUUAAGAGAUAUCGAGGUUUAUCUGGCUUCGGUUACAUUUCUUCAAGAGCCCAAGGCAACCUUUCCCGGGAGGGAGGAGCGAGGAGACUAGAGGAACAGUCUCCGUCAACAACAUUGCAUUGUUUCUCUGCAAAAGACCAUAUCAAGGCGACACUGAUAUCCUAACAUUAAUGCAAUGAUCCAAGUGGCCUGGAUAUAGCCUUGUGUUUGUAGUGCUUGGCGUGCCUGGGUGCAUUGAUUGCCAAUUUAAGACAUCAGGCGCAGCCAGUAAUCCAUGUGUUUUAUCUUGUUUUAUCUAAUGAUUUGCUUAUGAUAUAUUUGCCAAGAUAAUGCGGCUACAAAAGAACAACGGACUUUCGAAAGGUUGAAGAACUGGACAUUCAAUCCAGAUUUGUCCUGUGUUAGAUUAAAGAGUAUGAAGGGUUAGCAAAUUGAACCUUUACGCUUGAAUGUUGUUAUACACUGGGCACCAAUCCUACAGACUAUAGUUUGGAUAUAAUCAGCUUCUUUGCGUCUAAACAUCCGAAACCUCUGCUCACACGUACCGCUGACAAGCAGCCCUCGCCCCUACCCGGUUACCAAGAGGCAACGGAGAUUUGGGAGUUACAGCGACCCACGUGGAGGGAGAACUGCCGUGGACCAUGGGUUGUUGCAGCGGCCGGUGCACGCUGGCUUUCAUCUGCGGCAUGCAGCUGGUCAGUGUUCUGGAGCGCCAGGUCUUUGACUUCCUGGGGUACCAGUGGGCCCCCAUCCUCACCAACUUCCUGCACAUCAUCCUGGUCAUCCUCGGCCUCUUUGGGACCAUCCAGUUCAGGCCUCGCUACGUCACAGGGUAUGCCGCGUGGCUGGUGCUGUGGAUGACCUGGAACGUUUUCAUCAUCUGUUUCUACCUGGAGGUGGGGGACCUGUCCAAGGACUCUGACCUCAUCAUGACCUUCAAUAUCUCCAUGCAUCGCUCCUGGUGGAUGGAGAAUGGUCCAGGAUGCAGGGUGACCCCGGUAACCCCCCCUCCAUCCUGGGCCCCGGAGGACCACCGCUACAUCAGCAUCUCAGGCUGUCUGCUGGACUAUCAGUACCUGGAGGUGGCCCACAGCUCUCUGCAGAUUCUACUGGCUCUGGUGGGGUUCAUCUAUGCCUGCUACGUGGUCAAGCUGAUCUCAGAAGAGGAGGACAGCUUUGAUUUUAUAGGAGGCUUCGACUCUUAUGGAUACCAGGGACCUCAGAAAACCUCCCACCUGCAACUCCAACCGAUGUACAUGUCAAAGUAACGAGGACUGCCUUACCAACAUAAAAAGCUACUGUUUUAACUUCCUGUCCAUUUCUUCAAUGUCUUAAACAUGAUACUGUGUCUUAAAGUAUGUGAAGAGCCAGACACUCCAUGCUCUAACCUCAGAGAGAACACAGUGGAUGUUCCUGUGUGUGUGUGUGUGUGUGUGUGUGUGUGUUUGUAGGGCGGGGUGACUGAGUGUGUGUAGUAUUGUGUCUGAGCCAGGCCUUUACUAGGCCAGUCUGCUGGAGCAACAGUGCCACUGUGUGGCUCUACAUGGUCACCACAGGAGAAAUACAGAACCUCUACUCUCGGAGCUGGAUGACAGAGACACAUCAGGGAGCCAAUAGUAUUAAUCUCCCUGGACUACGCCCAAUUGGACAUGUUGACCCGUUGGAACACUGCCAACGCGCUCCCUAGUGUUCUAACUGUGUUCCCACUUAAAUUAUUGGACAAAACUCUUCACCUGGAGGAAUGUCCAAUACCUGAUCAAUACCUGAUCGAUGAGACUAGUCUUUCUGUGUUUGUGACACAGGGAAUCUCAAUCUGAGCAGUAGAGCUCUAGGCCCCAAUCUCCCUGGACGUAUUAGUCCUGACAGAGCCCAGGACUGUAGAUGGACAGAUGGCAGACUGAGCUUGGCUAUCAGGUGGAUCACAGGAACACCAGGCCCAGACAGCCGGUCUGGACAUUUCUAGAGGCAUU